Messenger RNA from Triplophysa rosa, 1953 nucleotides. RefSeq names its product potassium channel tetramerization domain containing 9b (gene kctd9b). The record is from RefSeq and is a predicted model, not a curated record. Gene Ontology annotation, molecular function: protein binding. Gene Ontology annotation, biological process: protein homooligomerization. The transcript is spliced from 12 exons. Bases 116 to 1285 code for a protein of 389 amino acids. Lineage: Eukaryota; Metazoa; Chordata; Actinopteri; Cypriniformes; Nemacheilidae.
UGGCUGACAUCAUAACGGAAGUAAACAGUCCUCUGUAGCAGUCGGGAAUGCUUCGCAAGCGUGAAGUUUAAAACAAUAUAAAUAAAUACUGAGCAGUCACAUUUUAAUCUCAGAUAUGAGGAGAGUCACAUUGUUUGUUAACGGAACGUCACACAAUGGCAAGGUAGUGGCGGUUUAUGGCACUCUGGCUGAUCUGCUGUCAGUUGCAAGCACAAAAUUUGGAAUUAAAGCUGCCAAUUUAUACAAUGGGAAAGGUGGUCUCAUAGAUGAUAUAGCCCUUAUCAGGGACGAUGAUGUCCUCUACGUAUCCGAAGGAGACUUUUUUGUUGGUCCACCAAAUAAUUCAGAUGGUCCGCAUGAGUUUCACUCGUGGACACACACAGACUGGAUAACCCUAAAUGUAGGGGGCAGACGAUUCACUACAACACGAAGUACUUUGGUCAAAGAGCCAGAGAGCAUGUUGGCCCACAUGUUCAGAGACAAAGAUGUUUGGGGAAACAAACAUGACGAGCAGGGUGCGUAUCUCAUUGACCGCAGUCCAGAUUACUUUGAACCCAUACUGAACUACCUGAGACAUGGACAACUCAUCAUUAAUGACGGCAUCAAUCUACUGGGUGUGCUUGAAGAAGCCCGUUUCUUUGGAAUCGAGCGGCUUGCGGAGCAGCUUGAAGGGGUUAUUAAGAAUUCCCAGCCUCCAGAUGACCACUCACCCAUCUCCAGAAAAGAAUUUGUGCGUUUUUUGCUUGCCACACCAACUAAAUCAGAGCUCCGCUGUCAGGGUCUAAAUUUCAGCGGGGCGGAUCUCUCACGGCUUGACCUGCGUUACAUUAACUUUAAGAUGGCCACUCUCAGCCACUGUAACCUCACACAUGCCAACCUCUGUGGUACCAACCUAGAGAGGGCAGACCUCUCCAGUGCCAAUCUUGAUGGUGCCAAUUUACAGGGCGUGAAAAUGCUUUGCACCAACGCAGAAGGGGCGUCACUUAAAGGGUGUAAUUUUGAAGAUCCUGCAGGGCUCAAAGCGAAUCUGGAGGGUGCGAAUCUAAAGGGUGUCGAUAUGGAGGGCAGUCAGAUGACCGGCAUAAACCUCCGUGUGGCCACGCUGAAAAAUGCCAAACUCAAGAACUGUAACUUACGGGGUGCCACACUGGCAGGGACUGACUUGGAGAACUGUGACCUGUCCGGAUGUGACCUUCAAGAGGCGAACCUGCGGGGCUCAAAUGUAAAGGGUGCCAUCUUUGAAGAGAUGUUGACCCCACUGCACAUGUCUCAGAGCGUCAGAUAGCCCCAUACACUCACUGCUGUCUGUCUUCCACGGGACGGUGACCUCUUCACAGAGCAGCUUUAAAAAAAAAACCUACCUUCAAACCUGUCGACUGUCGAUGUUCUCUGUUUAUCUGCUAUCCUCAAGAGCAAUAUUUACAACAUUUACUGAAUUGAUCUUUCAAUGCUCGACAAGUUGCCAAAAACCUUUAAAUGGUUUCUAAUACUGUGUUUCCUAAACGGUGUUAUUCCAAAGGUGACUUUAAUGACUGUUCUUCAUGCAUUGCUUUAUGUAUUUGUGCAGAGCCUGUGAACAUGUUAAUGUCUUUGCUUCUGCAUUUGAUACAGAUUUAGGAAUGUGGCUUUAUUGUGGCAAUACUUUUUAUAACAUGUUAUAUUUGUCCUGGUGAUUUGUGAAUGUUUUACGCUACAUGGCUUUUCUUUUCAAAAUCAUGAAGAUGUAGCUUUUUAACGCAUUUACUGUUACUUCAGGUUUAGAAUGCACCUGAUUUCAUCUGGAUUGAAAUGCUGUUUCGUUUGAUGCCCAGUGAAAGCCAGUUUUGACAGCUCUGUUCUCUGUAUUAGUCAAAAACCUGCUGAAUCUCGUCAUGCAUGUUAAGAUCCAAUAAAGUCAAACACUGGAAAUGAGUGGAAUUUUUGUAAAUAGUGUAUUAUAUUUUCUGCAUAUAU